CGGUAAACAGAACACGUCUCUUCGAUUUUUUUUGCGAUCAAUGAAUUGUUUUUGUUGUUAACGUAUGUUGGAGCUAGAUCACAAUUUUUAGUGCAGCAGAUUUUUUUUAUAAUUUGUUUGGGCAGUAAUACGAAACAUGUUAAAUAAUGUUGAAAUUGUGGAGUGAAUUCUGGGAAGAUACAAAGAUGGGUACGUCCGGACUGACUCUGGCAGAUUUGCCGAACAUAUUUAUUAUGAUCGGUGCUUUGGUGGCAUUGUUUGUGAUGCUCGUAAUACUGCUCAGGAACAUGGAGGUGAUAGGCAUAGUGGGCGAGGGUAGGGAAGACGCUUGGAGCAGAACAAUGCCACCACCGCGGCUUCUGAUGCAAAGGGUACACAUACCGUUCACCUUCAAGAUCCAGGAAAACGCACCGAUUGGCUACAGUGGUGUGAACUGCUGUGUAUCUUCAACGGUGCGGUACUGGCAUGCCAGCUGGUGGGGAGCGCCAGUCAGAGAGCUGCAUAGAACUCUGUGGGGUUCCCUAGCGGACAUUCUCUCGUCAUCACAACUUAAGUUUACCAAAAGCGGUCCCCACGACGAGGGACCGAUGAGGUUGUCGACAGUGGAGCCUCUACAACUAGGUCCUCCGCCGAGAACCUGCUACCCUUUAGUGGUAAUCUUGGCGAGGGACCUUAAGGACAUUGGAGAGCUGAGGCCCGACGACACGGUGGCGCUAGUAAGCGUGGUUCACAUACGAGACGAACAGUGUCCGCUGCCGAGCGCCGUCAUCGCUCAGUACCUCAAGCAGGCGAAUGGUCAUCUCUCGUGUUUGAAGCAACUGUACGUGACGGGCGAGUGUGGUGAGGAGACCGAGGGCUACACGGAGGGCUCUGAGCACGGAGACGUGGCUCUGUGCUGCGUGUGCGCCGCCCAGCCUCUCUCCAGAGCGCUACUGCCGUGCAGACACGCCUGUCUCUGCGCAAGAUGUCUUCCAAAACUGGACAAGUGCCCGAUCUGUCGUAGCGCGAUCACCAGCUAUUUCUGCAUAAGAAACGAAGAGGAACCUCUCUCGGAACUGAAGCAGCAGCAGCGUUUCCCUUUCAAUAGGAGGCUCUUCAAUCUGUUCCAUUACCACUAGACUGAGGCUACUAGGAUAACGAGUGAGGGCGAAAAGGAACGAAGAUAGUCGACUUAAACGUCUUUGAUGUUAGAAGAGCGCUGUGUGAAUAUUGAAUAAAUAGCAAAACGAGUGUUGGAACAAAAAAAAAAUGUUCAAGUGAUUUUUGUGAAUAAAAGACAUUACUAUUUAAUACGUAUAAUGUCUGUCGGCUGCGACCGCGAGCGUCACAUACCCUCCCGACUACUUGUGUUAGGAACUCGCGAGGUCGUCGACCCGGUGCGUCGAUGGAAUUUCAGACGAGUUCCAUUGCGUGCAGUUAAAAAAAAAACUCCAUUUUUUAAUUUGUCGAUAUUUUUAGUGUCAUCGUCUUCAGAAACUCGUCAUGUCCCACAUACGGUGCUAUAAAGUCACUUAUGCAA
This is a messenger RNA of Bombyx mandarina (wild silkworm), 1519 nucleotides long. Its product is annotated as cell growth regulator with RING finger domain protein 1. Gene Ontology annotation, biological process: negative regulation of cell growth. NCBI's taxonomy places the organism in Eukaryota, Metazoa, Arthropoda, Insecta, Lepidoptera, Bombycidae. The record is from RefSeq and is a predicted model, not a curated record.